Molecule: messenger RNA, 497 nt
Organism: Thrips palmi
Lineage: Eukaryota; Metazoa; Arthropoda; Insecta; Thysanoptera; Thripidae
Exons: 3
Coding region: 69-497 (142 amino acids)
Source: RefSeq, a predicted model, not a curated record
AUAAAUAAGCUGCCGAGUCGCCACCCGGUGUUGGUUCCUUGAGGCCAAGAGACUCACUCGUCAACACCAUGUCCAAGACAGCACUCGCUCUUUUCGCCGUUGCGGCUUUCGCCACCCUUGCUUCUGCACAGAACUCCAAGUAUGCAGCCGAACUAACCAAAGCUGGAGAAAACGGCGGCCGCGCUGCCCGCGGAGUUCGACCAAGACUGGGUCAGCACCAGCUCCAAGGUGCGCUCGAACCGCAUCUCGGCGCAGAACGCACUGCUCAAAGGCUUGCCCUCCGCCGAGGCCAAGGCCGCCUUCAACAAGGCCAUCGCCGCGCUGGAACAGACCGCCGCCAGGGGGCAGACGUUCCUCACUGCGUUCAGGAAGCAACAGGGCACGCAGUUCACCGCCCUGGCCAACAAAUACCUGAACCUCGCAAAGGUGCGCUGAAAAAGAAAUCUUUGAAAAGUAACGAGAAAGUUUGGAUGUUCUCUCACCACCAGAUGCACUGA